Anopheles moucheti is the source of this 690-nucleotide messenger RNA. RefSeq lists its product as uncharacterized. The transcript has 3 exons. The coding region runs from base 90 to 539 and encodes 149 amino acids. Gene Ontology annotation, biological process: regulation of synaptic transmission, cholinergic; sleep; positive regulation of voltage-gated potassium channel activity. The record is from RefSeq and is a predicted model, not a curated record. NCBI's taxonomy places the organism in Eukaryota, Metazoa, Arthropoda, Insecta, Diptera, Culicidae.
CGAUCGUUUGUUUACAGCAGAAUCUCAAAUUGUUUUCCCCAUUAGUUUAGUUUCAUUCUAUGUUGUGUGUUCGUUAACCGCCUGCAAAAAUGCAAACUGAAAUGAAAAUUCUGCUUUUUAUCCUUAGCAUCGGAUCGGCACUUGCUAUCCGUUGCUACCAGUGCUCGUCGCAAACGGACCCGAAAGGAAUCGAUAACUGUGGUGCGUACAAAGCCUUCAACAAGACGCAAAACAUUGCCAUCGAGUGCAACAGUGACGAGUCGCACAUGCCCGGAUCCUUCUGCAUGAAGGUAGUACACCAAAGUCCGAAGGGAUUCAUCUGGGAUGGUCGAUGGCGACAGGUGAUUAGACAGUGCGCGUCCGUGUCGGAGACAGGUGUUACCGGUGUAUGCAACUGGGGUGUAUAUGAGAAUGGUGUGUACUGGGAAGAAUGCUACUGCGUGGAGGAUGAAUGCAACAGUGCACCGCAGACUAAAACAACAUCAAUAGCCAUUUUGUGCCUUGUUUCGAUGCUGUUUGUUGCGAAAAUUCUAUCGUGAGCCUUUUCACUAUCCACAAAACAAUCCAUCCAGAGGGUGUAGCUUUCACAGCCAAGGAAUUAUUCCGUCCACAUAAGAAUAUCAUGAAACAUUCCUUAAGAGGGUGAAUCGUAGAAUUAGUUUUACAGUUGUGUAUCUUUUUUAUACAAAC